Molecule: messenger RNA, 11048 nt
Organism: Dicentrarchus labrax (European seabass)
Lineage: Eukaryota; Metazoa; Chordata; Actinopteri; Moronidae
Product: SH3 and multiple ankyrin repeat domains protein 2-like
Exons: 26
Coding region: 420-6137 (1905 amino acids)
Cellular component (GO): postsynaptic density; postsynaptic membrane; dendritic spine
Molecular function (GO): synaptic receptor adaptor activity; ionotropic glutamate receptor binding
Source: RefSeq, a predicted model, not a curated record
GAGCCGCGCUGAGUGUCUGUCGCCUCAUAUUGAAUUUCAGCGCGGCAGCAGUCGGGUUUCUCUCCGGGAGAUCAGGUUUAAAGCGGUCCUCUCCUCCUCCUCCUCCUCCUCCUCCUCCUCUCCCUCCCUCGGAGCUCUCCUCCGGCCCGUCACUGCCCCUCUCCUUCCGUCCGCAGGUCCGCACUUUGAGUGGAAGUUUCCCCCGGCAGGCAGAGCUGCUCCGCCGGUCCGCGGUGCGCCCGGAGAGUCGGAGGCAUGGAGCGCCGUUAGGAGCCGGUACACCGAGAACAGAGGAAGAGGACAGCGAGGGGAAGGGAAUAAACCAGUCUGACUUAACAGGAACCAGGGACGACGUCCAAGGGAGCCUGGGUGCAACAGUGGAACCUCCUCCUUGAGAGAGCUUUUCUCCUCUGGAUGUUAUGGCUGAAAUGCUGAAUCCGUCGGACCUGCUGAGUAUGCCCCGGAGCCCCACCUCCAGUGAGGAUGAGAUGGCCCAGAGCUUUUCCGACUACUCCGACGACUGUGCCUCCGACAGCUCCCGCGAAGAGACCAUUUACGAGACCAUAAGGGCCACCGCCGAGCCAUCGCAGAGCCGCAUGGACGACAUUCACACAAACUCGCUGGUCGUCCGUGUCCUCAUCCCUGACCUGCAGCAGACGAAAUGCAUGCGGUUCAACCCGGAUGCAACAGUCUGGGUUGCCAAGCAGCGGAUCCUGUGUACACUUAAUCAGAGCCUGAAAGACGUGCUCAACUAUGGGCUUUUCCAGCCAGCCAGCAAUGGGAGGGACGGCAAGUUCCUGGACGAAGAGCGCGUCCUUCGAGAGUACCCCCAGCCAAUCAGCAAGGGCGUGCCGUCUUUGGAGUUUCGCUACAAGAGCCGAGUCUACAGGCAGCCCAAUGUGGACGAAAAACAGAUUGCCAAACUUCAUACAAAGGCCAAUCUGAGGAAGUUCAUGGACCUCAUCCAGCAUAAUCAGGUGGACAAGGUGUCUAAGUUGCUGGAGAGAGGCUUCGAUCCCAACUACCAUGACAGCGAAACCGGUGAGAGCCCGCUGACGUUUGCAGCCCACCUGGACAAUGUGGUGGAGAUUAUCAAGGUACUGAAGAAUGGAGGAGCUCACCUGGACUUCAGAGCCAAAGACGGCAUGACGGCCCUCCACAAGGCUGCCCGGUCCAAGAACCUGGUCACGCUCACGACAAUGCUGGAGUUGGGAGCUUCCCCAGACUACAAGGACAGCCGUGGUCUGACUCCUCUGUAUCACAGUGUGGUGGUGGGAGGAGACCCGGGCUGCUGUGAGCUCCUGCUGAACCACCAUGCCUUCGUCUGCUGCCAGGACGAGAACGGCUGGCACGAAGUUCACCAGGCUUGCCGCCACGGCCAUGUGCAACACCUGGAGCAUCUGCUGUUCUAUGGAGCAGACAUGAGCGCCCAGAACGCCUCGGGAAACACUGCUCUACACAUCUGUGCCCUAUACAACCAGGAUAACUGUGCCAGAGUGCUGCUUGUUCGUGGAGCUGACAAGGAAGUGAAGAACUACAACAGCCAGAGUCCAUUUCAGGUCGCCAUUAUCGCUGGAAACUUUGAGCUCGCUGAACUCAUCAAGAACCACAAAGAGACAGAUAUAGUGCCUUUCCGCGAGGCUCCAGCCUACUCCAAACGCCGCCGGGGACCGUCUUCUGGCAACGGCAGCGGAAACGACCAGUCCCCCUCCUCGUUAUCAGCGCCACGGGUCCUCCUGCGUUCCAACAGUGACAACAACCUAACAGUCAGUCAGUACCAGCAGCAGCACGGUUCUCCUGGCAACUGGGCCCCCCAUCUGCAGCAGCACCAACACACCCAACCCCACCUGCACAGGGCCCCCCAGCAGGGUCACUCGCAGCCUGGCUCCUCAGCAUUACAUCGCAGCCUGUCACCCCAGCUGCUCCAGCAGAUGCCCAGCGGCAGCCCCAAUGGCAACGUGGUGGUCCGGACCAUGGGGAGGGGGGCGAGGAGCCGGUCACCCUCCCUCAGCCGGCUGGGGGAGGAGGCCCGACGGGGUAUACCCUCACAGCGCCAGCCCAGUCCCAGCAGCCACGGCGAGGCAGUAGGCACCAGGAGGAAGCUGUACAGCGCCGUUCCUGGGAGGCAUUUUGUGGUGGUUCGUCCUUACACCGCUCAGGCCGAGGGGGAGAUCAACCUCUACAAGAGCGACAGGGUCAAAGUCCUGAGCAUCGGAGAGGGGGGUUUCUGGGAGGGCAGCGCCCACGGCCAGGUGGGCUGGUUUCCAGCCGACUGCGUGGAGGAGAUCCCAGCCAAGGCCGCCGACGAGAGGAGCUAUUCCCGAGCGGACCGCGCUGACAGACGGAAGCUCUUCAGACACUACACUGUGGGCUCCUACGACAGCUUCGAUGCCUCCAGUGACUGCGUGGUGGACGAGAAGACGGUGGUGCUCCAGAAAAAGGAGAAUGAGGGAUUUGGCUUCGUCCUGCGAGGGGCAAAAGCGGAUACGCCCAUCGAGGAGUUUACUCCCACACCCGCCUUCCCCGCCCUGCAGUACCUGGAGUCGGUGGAUGAGGGAGGAGUGGCAUGGCAGGCGGGGCUCAGGACGGGAGACUUCCUCAUCGAGGUCAACCAGGAUAAUGUGGUGAAGGUGGGCCACAGGCAGGUGGUCAACAUGAUCCGCCAGGGAGGCAACCGGCUCCUGAUCAAGGUGGUGACUGUGAGCCGGAAUCUGGACCCUGAGGACACGGCACGCAAAAAAGCUCCUCCACCACCAAAGAGAGCCCCCACCACAGCCCUGUCAAUGCGCUCCAAGUCCAUGACCUCCGAACUUGAGGAACUCGUGGAUAAAGCAACUCUAAGGAAAAAGAAAGGUGAUGCGCAGAAGAAGAGGAUUGUUUUCCAAGUCACUCUAAACAAAGUGGAAGAGAUGACACACGCCCAGAAGACCUCACCUGUUGAUAUGAAGAUCGCCACAAUCAAACCACGCCCAUCCAGUCGCUGUUUGGUUACGGCAGCUGAUAUGAAUUCCAUGUAUCAUGACCGCCAGGGAGUAGCAGUGGUGCCACCCACUGUGCCAGGGGCCUUCCUGGGGAUACCUGAGAAGGGCACUAUGAAAAAGCAAAAGUCCAUAGGUACAUCGGAGGAUGAGAAACAGGGAUUCCUCACACCUCCCCUACUCAAGUUCUCCCGCAGUCUCUCCAUGCCCGACACCUCAGAGGACAUCCCUCCUCCCCCAGCCAUUUCACCCCCUUCGCCACCUGCCUACAAUUCAGCUGCCGGCCCUACACCCAAGAGCUACGGCACGACACGACCCAGCUUCACCCAGAACUCUCCCAAUGCAGUGACGACCAUUAGCCGAACCACCGACGUUGGCACGUUAAGGCGUGGCUAUUUCCGGCAGAGCUCAGAGCACUUUGAGAGCACGCGCACUCGAGGGCGUACGCCAGUGCCAGAGAACCCUUACUCCGAGGUGGGCAAUAAGACACUGUAUGUGCCAGCAAAACCAGCUCGAAGGAAGGGCAUGCUAGUAAAGCAGUCCAAUGUUGAGGAUAGUCCAGAGAAGACGUGUCACAUGCCAGCAAGCCCCUCGGGCCCAGUUUCCAUGCCUACUACGCCUGUAGAACGAACGUGCUCCUCCAUACCCAUCCCCACCAUAAUCGUUAAGGAGCCCUCCACCAGCAGCAGUGGCAAGAGCAGCCAGGGUAGCAGUAUGGAGAUCGAGCCCACCACCCCUGAACACCCACCUCUCACACCCACUGUUGGUGGAAGUGGAGGUUUGCGUCCUGAAGACCCUAUGUCUCUAAGCAACCCCUUUGCGGCAGCUAUUGCCGGGGCAGUACGGGACCGGGAGAAGAGGCUAGAGGCAAAAAAACACUCAAUUGCCUUCCAGUCAAUAGACAUGGGGGAUGAUGACUUCAGUAGUCCCACGCCAACCCCUCGCCUUCGCCAGUCAAAGUCCAUUGAUGAAGGCAUGUUCAGUAGCGACGAGCGGCUUCGAAGGAUAUUGGCUCCCCCUCCUGCGGCACAGCUUGGGCCCCCUGUUGGGGGUGGUAGUGGCAACAUGACAGAUUUCAACACUCCUGAACCCACAGUGGUGCGGGAGCCUCUAAACACCAGAACAGGCCAGUGUCCCAACCUGGACAGUCCUGUUAGUCUCCCAUCCACUCCUCCUAAGAGCCACUACAGGGCCAAUGGGACCUACCUCCAUCCUGUCACCGGAAAGCCCUUGGACCCUAAUUCUCCACUAGCUCUGGCCCUGGCAGCUCGUGACCGGGCCAUGAAAGAGCAACAAAACCAUCCUCAGAAUCAGUCACAAAAUCCUCCUCAGGUUCAGCAAACCCCCAAGCAUGAAGCCCAGUCCCUCCCAAUUCAGCCAAGCCACAAACCAGACCUCAACCAACCGCUGUUUAUUGACACCAAACUACGCUCCGGGAUCGAGACAAGUUUUGCUGCAAUCUCCACUGCGACCAUGGGCCGGCCUGGCCGAGGUGGCCUGCGGAGGCAGCUGACGGAGCAGAAGUAUGAGUCCGAUGGAGCACGAGAAGAGCGGCAGCAUAAGGCAGUUGAGGAGAGGAAAAGCGCGCCUGCGGAUGUGGCUGACACCAAGUCAGCCGGGCUGUUGAUGGUCCACACCAGCACAGACGCAAGCAACAAGGUGAACAACCAAGAGGAGGGGCAGGACAGCAACAGGCCGUCUGAGCUGAAGGACCCCAACCAACCCGAUCCUCUAAAAGCUCAAACACUGUCCGCCAAUCCACAACCACCCUCGUCACGGAGGAGGAGUAUUCCUUUAGGCGAGUCCAUGGAUGAACCAGUAAAGCUGCCCUUCCGCAUCCCCCCUCCCCCUCUAGCCUCAGUUGACAUUGACGAGGAUUUUGACUUCACAGAGCCCCUCCCCCCACCUCUGGAGUUUGCCAACAGUAUUGACAUUCCUGAUGACCAGGCUAGUGCCAUUGCAGAGAUGCUUCAGCAACAGAGACGAAAUGGGGGACCUUCUCUACCCCCAUACCACGCUCACGCCCCACCACCUGUCACUGAUCAACACAAACGAGUGUCAAACAGCAUGCCCCCCUCAUAUCCUCCUCCUCCACCUGACCCAGAGUCAGGGGUGGGUGACUCGGGUAUCGAAGAGGUAGACAGCCGCAGUAGCGGGGAUCCUCAGCACAUGGAGACCACCAGCACAGUUUCCAGCAUCUCCACCCUGUCGUCAGAAGGAGGCUUCUGCGACAGCACUCUGGAGAGCCUCUAUGCCACCGCAGACGGGCAUGCCUUCCUGGUGGAUCGGCCCCCUGUGCCACCCAAACCCAAGGGCAAGUCCGUCAUCAACAGAACAUCGCUUUAUCAUGAUGCUCUCAUUGAAGAGCCCCCGGAGUCCUAUGGGUCACCGCCUCAGGCACCUCCCCCUCCCCCUUCCUCUGAACCUCCUAGGACUCCUACUCAAAGGACAUCCAAGCUGUGGGGCGAUCAGCCCCCUGAGCUGCGCAGCCCCCCAUCCACACCAGACACCAAGAACACCGUUAUCACAGAGCUGAGCUCCAUUCUGCAGCAAAUGAAUCGCGACAGGCCAGCCAAGCCAGGAGAAAGCCUCGACUCCCCCACGGGGACCAGGGGGGCUUUUGGAACAAGGCCUCCCGCAGAAGACUCAGGAAUGCGUAACAACGCCGCCGCCGCUGCUGCCCUCACCUCCACCCCUCCCAGCAGCCUCCCAUCCCAGACGCACCCCUGCAGCCCGCCAGACUCCGCCUCCUCCCUCACUCCCUGCUCCUCACUGCCGCCCUCCGUGUCGCCCACCCUCACCGACGUCUUUGGCCUGCCAACCCCGCCCAUGGGCAGCGGCGGCGGUUACAGCCUGAGCUCCUCGUGCGGCGGCAGCGGGAGCUCGCGCUCCCCGUCGCCGCUCACGCUGAUGCAGGCGGUGGCGGCCUCGGGCAAACCCUUCGCCUCAAAACCCAUGGAGCUGUGGAGCAAGCACGACGUGGCGGACUGGCUGGAGAGCCUCAACCUGGGGGAGCACAGGGACGCUUUCCUGGACAAUGAGAUCGAGGGCGCCCACCUGCCCUCGCUGCAAAAAGAGGACCUGAUAGACCUCGGCGUGACGAGGGUGGGCCACCGCAUGAACAUCGAGAGGGCCCUCAAGCUGCUGCAGGACAGAUAAGCCCCGAGGAGACGGGGAGGCGACGUGUGGAGUCAGGGCCGAGGAGAGGGAGGUGUUUCCGAUCACUUUUACCGAUCUCUUCAUCAGACAUAAUCUAAGUCGUGGAACUGGGUAGAAGUUUUGUCCAAGCUGAUGCUGCCUCUUGCUGUUUUUGUCCUCUCUCAUCCUCCGCCGCCCUCAUCUCAGUGCUCCGGUCUUGUCCGCCCUCUUCCUCCUUCCCACCCGCCCCGAGCAUCAGGGGAUCAUGGGAUGUCGGGCAGAACUGCAGGGGGAGAGAGAAGAGAAUAGCUGCUAUGUCACAUCAAGGAGAGAGAAAGCAGAGGAGACCAGUACGAAGGACUGACCAGAAAACAAACUCUGGAAUAGUGUGUACUCAACUGGAAGUUUAUUUCACAUAAAGACUCGUGCUCACCCAACUGCUUUGGAAUACUAAAGACUUUUUCCAUACACCCCGGUGUGGGUGCAUGAAAACCAGCUGAGCUGGUCGUUGCUCCUUUUCUAUCUUUGCUAGAGUUUGUUCAGAGAAUAAUAUUUCUUCACUAGAGUCCUACCGGAGUUAUAUUUCUGGGUGCAUCUAAGGUUGUAGAGAAAAAUUUGAGAUAGACUCCAUUUUCUUUUGCUUUUCACCUGUUUGUGUCAAAAUAAGAACAUUAGCUGACAUGUUUAUACAAAUACUAAACCAUAUCUCAUGUCUCAUGUACACACACACACACACACACACACACACGCGUUAUGCACAGUGCCACACUGACGAACGAGAACACACACACUGUCUUCACACACCCUAAGCAUGUAUACACACACCGAUACUGCGAUGGCCUUCUUCUCCUGAGAGAGAGCAACGCGUGGAGAGAGGUGGUCACCAGAGGAGGAGCUCCGCUGUAGCAGGGGGCCCUCCCGGGGGCCCCUCGCCAGUCUACACCCACCAGGUGUCCACCUCAUCAUACAAGGCCAAGGACACGAGGUACACGACGGACAGACGGACGUUGGACCAGAUUCUCACCUUGAAGCGGUUUUACCAGCUCGUCUGUCUGCAGAGGGCGUCCUUGUCCCUCCUGGCCUUUCCUUCUAAAUGUGUGUGUAUGUGUGUGUGUGUGCGUGUGCGUGCGUGUGUCAACGGUUGACCCAAAAUAUCAUUAAGGCCACUUUAGCUAUUUCCAUGAAUCCGCUAUGUAGGCCACAGUAUAGGGAAACUAGAGCUGUUCUUUACUUUUGUACUUUCCUUCAUUAUGCCAGAUCUCCUUCCACUCCACCAUUAGCAGGUCGACACUCAUGUGGCCCCCCGGUAACGCUGAUGCAUCACACACCCGCUGUGUGCGUGCGAGAAGUUGAGGUUUGUUAGACACAGCAUUACAAGGUGCGUUUAAAGGAAUAGCUCGACAUUUUGGGAAAGAUUGGCUUUCUUGCUGCGAGUUUUUGAGAAGAUUGAUACCACGCUCGUGUUUAAAGAUUAAACUGGAGCUAGCAGACGAUUAGCUUAGCAUAAAGACUGGAAGCAGGGGGAAACUCCUAGCCUGGCUCUGCAAUAAGUUUAACAGGGGGUCCGUUGGGGUUUAAAAGGUCUUGUGACAGUACAGAUUCCUCCGGUGUCAGAUCAGGGGAAAAGGAACCAACCACAUAAUAAAAACACGUCUACUCGGAGAAUUAAAAAAAUGGAUAAGGGGAUUUUAAUGAAAAUAAACCAAUGAACAAAAAUAAGCCUGCAGGCGACAAGUCAUCAUAAAGCAAGGAAACUCUCUACGAAUGACUCUAAAGUCCGCCCUGAUGCAGGUACUGAGGGUUCAUUUCCAGAAUCAGACCAGGGUUUGUGGCGUAUCUACUGACGUGAGAUCUGCUCUAACUGAGGAAGGAUCAGAAUACCCUCGGUGAGCAGUUCCCCUCUCCUGAUUGGCCAACAGGUGAUGUGAAUGGUGCCGUACUCGGCCCCGAGGAACGCUGACGUUGAGCUCACACGACUGAACGAGGAACUGCUGCGUCUGAAAUCCAAUCGUCUGAAUUUUAGGCUUUAAAAUGUCUUUAAUGUUAUUCUGAGAGGGGGAUGGGAUUAAUGAAAUGGAAUAAAACCUUGUAUUGAUUGAAACUGUUGGAUGACAUUUGGUUCAGACAUUCACGUUUCCAUCCCCGUUUCCUCAGGCUGAACUCUAAUAGUGAACUCUUUGGUGAUCCAUUCACUUUUCCUCUAGCGCCACCUUCAGGUCAAUAAUUCAGGUUUCCAGUAACAGAACAGAGCCAGCGGGAUUUCUCCACUGAAUUCUGGAUGAUUGCAGAAAACAAAGGUUUAUGAUACUUACACAUUUUGUUCAGUAAGAUAAUCUUCACCAAUCAAACACUUUUAUGAUGUUUGAGGAGUAAACGUUAGGCUAUAAGCUCCACCACGGUCACAUGACUUCAGUGAACUCAGAUGGUAAACAAGGUAAACAAAGUAAACAACUGCUAAAACAUCAUCGUUUCCAGUCUCAAUGCUAAGCUAAGCUAAUGGUCUCCUCUCUCUACCCCCACAUUGAUACGACCGUGGAAUCGGUCUCAAACUCUGAGAAAGAAAAUGUAUAAAUAUAUUUCUUGGUAUUGAAUUUGAAUCCAGUGUAAAAUCCUUUUGGAGCCUUUUUUUUUUUUAGCUGUCAGCAAUUUUAAAUAACACAAAUAUUUAAUAACUAAAACUCACAGGUUGAUGUUUAAAGAUAAAUUCUGUAUUUUCUAUUUAGCUAAAUGACUUCCUGAACAUGUUGUACAUUGUUCUUUAAUGAAAAAGAAGAGAUUCGUUAGCAUCAAGCUAACUCGAGUUCAAAUCCGACCUAACCCUAAAUGAAGCCGUUUUCAGGUACAGGUCAGCGCCGACAGACCGCCAAGACAAACGAGACCUUUGUCUUAUAAUUGUACGUAUCAGCAGGUUAAUGCUUCGUAGAGCGGCGUCGGCCAGAUGACAUUAAAAUCUCGCCGAAGCGUCGGCCUCUGGAGCAGAUGGAGAAUCCUCGGCUUCAGGGUUUUAUAUCGAAUUACGUGUUCACGUAAGUCCUCAUGCCGUGUCCUGCCCUCGAACCACUGUGCAAACAAACCAACCAGAGAACAACCUGACGGAGGCGGCAGAUGUUCAUCAGCCCCCUGUGAGAUUAGAAAGGAUAGAAACCAUUUCUGAUCCGUUGCAGACGGACUUCGAGUCGCUGUAACUAGACUGGACUACGAGCUUUUCUCCAAGUCCUCAUCCGGUCUCGCUGCGGGGACCGGGCUCAAACUUUGUUAUAAGGGUCCAAUUUUAAAAAUCAGCAUUUAUAAAGCUGGAAAAUGUUUGUGUUUGCUAGCAAUGAGUACAGGCUGGUCAGAAGUAGAAGUACAGUGUGUGUUGAAAUGUGUGUAUAUAAGAGUGUUUAACAGGAUACAAAUGUCUAUUUGAUUAUAUGUAUAGCUCUAUUAAAAAGGUUUAGAGUAAUAAAAAAAACGAUUCUAUGAAGGUUGAUUUAUAGUUGCCAGAGCCGACCCGAGGACCAGCGCAGUGGUCUCAUUCGCCCCCCCAUCCUGCAGAGGAUGCCUUAAAUAGCUCACAGCUCCCCUCCUCCACCGGCACCACCGUCCUGUCGCUCCGUAGAGAAAAAGAGCUCGUGUUUUAUCUCGAAGUAGAUUCUUUCAGAGCACGCUUCACGUGCGCUUUCGAUAUGUGCUCGACAGUAACCCAACGUCUGGAAAUAUAUAUGGUUUUUAGAGCAACUUCACUCUUAUUUGGUUUCAUAUCACUCCGCAGCUUCAUGUAGGUGCAGCUUUUUUUUUCUUUGAGGAGACAAAUGAAACAUACACAAGCUCUGUGUUCUGUGAACAUUAGCCGUACGGAGGCUGGCACGGGACAAUGCUGCUAUAAUCCUGUUCCUGUUCGGACUUAUUUUAAAACCAACAGCGACGUGUCGGCGGGGGCAGAAAAGCACAGUAUUUUUAAAGAUUUGUAUAGAGUUCUAUGAAAUUUUAUAGAGGUUAUCUGAACAAAACCUGUUCAACACGCGUGGAUUGCCAAAAAAAAACAAAUACUAUAUAGAUAAAAAACGUGGAUAUUAAUAGACUUAUGGGUUAUGUAAGAAGCAAUAUUUAUUCUGAAUGAAUCUCCUUGGUUGUGUUUUAUUUUCCCAUUUUAAAGUUACAUAUCAUGAUCACUUGUCAGUGUUUUAAUGAAGUGUUGCCUAAAGUAGAAACACUCUCUACUGCAGUAGGGAGAUAUUUUGGCCAAUCCAGUGAACCCAGGUAUCUUCUGACGACCACCAUCUGCCUGACUCUCACCCUCUGAAAGUCUGGAGCGAGUGUAUGAAAAGAGCAAAAUAAUCUGUAAAUUAAAAAAAAAUCUCUCUAUAUAUAUAUCCGCAGGCCAUCUUGGUAGGAAAUAUAUGAAACCUAUAUAUAUGUAUACAUACAGAAAUCCACCAAAAAGAUUAGCGGUGGCUGUCGGUUCCCGCCGGCGGACCACCGAGCAGUUUUCUGUGGAAACGUAGAGCUGAGUAGACGUAGUAGGAAAUCUUUAAAGAGCAUCACCAGGCCGUGUUCAGGACGGGCACGGCUCACUAACCCACUUCCACUCCCCUUCAAAACACUGCUCCCACCUUCAUCAUUGUCCAACAUUCGGGUAACUGUUUCUGAUUUCUUUUCUUUCUUUCUUAAUUGAUUAAUUUAUUUUUUUCAUGAAUAGAUUUUAUUCUUUGAUUAAGUCUUCAUAGAGGCUAAGAUGUUUUCGGUAAUUUGUGCAGAGACUUGUGUUCAUGUUUUCUAUGUUGCUGUAAUUUUGUGCUACUGAAUCAUCAUAGAGUCAACUAAUUACUGAAAUGAAAAAGAGAGAGAAUUUUCCUGUAACUGCACUCCCCCCCCCCCCCCCUCGAAUCCUCAAGACUUCUUGUAUGGCAACCAAAAUUCACUGUAAGAAAUAAAUAUAAUAUUGCACUA